GGUGACUGAGACUUCUCCCUCCUCUUCCUCCUCCUCCUCUUUUCCAUCUUGGGUGCUUAAUGUAAGCAACCUUCACUUCACUCUCCAAACAUGCAUCCUUAUGAAGCUGCGCUGCGAUAUGAGAUGUGAUCUCGAGGUUGAGCUUUCACAGCUCUCCAGGACAACUCCAAAGACGAGCUGAGUAGAGGAGAGGAGAGGAGAGCACUGAAAACUUCUACACAGACUACCAACUACAUAUAAGUUUGCAUCCUGGCAUCAGACUCCUCAGACAUGGAGUCAAAAACUGAUGCGUCAUUGACCAGCGAAGAACUGGCUGCUAUUGAGGAUGAAGAGGUUCUCAACAAGAUGCUGGACAAUACAACUGAUUAUGAACAGAGACGAAUGAUACGUGCCGCACUGAGGGACCUGAUGAAGAAAAAGAGAGAGAAACGGGAGCAGGAGCGAGGGUCGAGGCAGCAGGACUUGAAACAGCAAGGCCUGAGCAAAGGAGGAACAACAGGCGCAGCUGUCAGCAUAGGCAGAGCGUCGAUGAACCAGCAGUCACCGACGAACAAGCCGCCAGGUCAGUCCUGUCCACCAGCAGGCAGCCGGGCCAGUCCUGCUGAAGCCUCAGCCCAGAAAAGUCCUCCUGCUGCUGCAGCACCCAACGCUAAAAAUGUCAAACAGAUGCUUCUGGACUGGUGUAGGGCCAAAACAGAGCCAUAUGAGGGGGUUGACAUUCAGAACUUCUCCUCAAGUUGGAAAGAUGGCAUAGCCUUCUGCGCCUUGGUGCACCGGUUCUUCCCCGACGCCUUUGAGUACUCCAUCCUCAACCCCAACAAGCCCAGGGAUAACUUCCAGCUGGCUUUCAGCACUGCAGAGAGGCUGGCAGGCUGCCCUUCUCUGCUGGACCCUGAUGACUUAGUCCGGAUGAAAGAGCCCGAUUGGAAGUGUGUGUACACGUACAUCCAGGAGUUUUAUCGCUCCCUGGUGGAGAAAGGCCUGGUCAAAACCAAAAAGAGAAUGUAGACUUUCAUGAUUUUCUUUUUUUUUUUUUUACAAUUAAUACACACAAGCACGAGCUGAGGUCAAAAGAUAACAGUAUGCACUUUUGUUGUCAUUAA
Messenger RNA from Larimichthys crocea (large yellow croaker), 1103 nucleotides. It is a transcript of the gene smtna, whose product is annotated as smoothelin a. Bases 271 to 1008 code for a protein of 245 amino acids. The record is from RefSeq and is a predicted model, not a curated record. Gene Ontology annotation, molecular function: protein binding. The transcript is spliced from 8 exons. NCBI's taxonomy places the organism in Eukaryota, Metazoa, Chordata, Actinopteri, Sciaenidae.